UCUUUCGCAUUGGGGAGUCUCCGGAGCUCUUGAAGCCCUAAAUGUCCUCUCUGUGCUCGCCCACCUCCGAGGCAGAAGUCGUGUUUCAGGGAGGGAGGGAGCUCUCAAUUCAGGCCUUGAAGUUGAUAAAAUUGGCAUCGCUGGUCAUUCUUGAAUUGAAGGUGUCGUUUCAGCUCCAUCGCUGCAUCCGCUGCCAGUCUCAUUUAGUGCCGACGUCUUGCAAUACCGGUGUCGAUUUUGGAGCAAGCGAGUCUGUUUAGAUUCUGUGAGUGUUCAUGGUUUUAUGGGAGGACGUCGAGAAUUCGAUUCUUCAACUCUUGACUGCUGCAUAUUGGCCUCUUCCCUGUUCCACAUUGUGGACUCGACUGAAAUAGGCUGCAAAUUCUAGGAAGGAGACACAAGGGUAGAGGCUAUGGCUGCUGUCGCGGCAAGCGCCAUUGCCUUGGGUGUGGAUGAGGCAAGCUCCCCAUUGUCUGUCCAAGACAAUGAGAACCCUGUUGGAAGCAAGGAAUAUAAAGUAGGUGCCGAUCUGGGUGAAGAUGAAAACUGGUCGGACGAAGCUGACUCUGAGGAAGAUGAGGAGAUUGCCGACGCUUUGGAUUGGCUGGACUUUCAGGAUGAUUUACAUUCUCGAGGUACCGGUCAGGGCACAACAACAGCGUACGGCCCUGGAUUUUCUGUUCAAAAUCGUCCGAACGCCCACGGUGGAGCUCACAAUCAUCACACUGGUGGAGGAGGUGCUUUUCAACCGCGAACUAAUCAACAGCAAAAGUUGGUCGGACGAAUCAAUCCGCGGCCACUAUCUGCCGAAUGGGAAGGCCAUGGUCAAAGCGCAAUGUCAAACACCGCUGCCACGACUGUCAGAGACAAUGUUCGUCAACAAGCUGAGGGUCGAGUUAGGAGAAACGAGAAGGCAGACCGAGCCACAGUGGAGCAGGCAUUAGAUCCUCGCACGCGGAUGGUUCUUUUCAAGAUGCUCAAUCGUGGAGUUUUUCAAGACAUUCAUGGCUGCAUAUCUACUGGAAAAGAAGCAAACGUGUAUCAUGCCUCGACAGCCACUGGGGAUGAGCUGGCCGUGAAGGUUUACAAGACUUCAAUUUUAGUUUUCAAGGAUCGAGAAAGAUACGUUCAAGGAGACUUUCGUUUUAGACACGGCUAUUCGAAAAGCAACCCGCGGAAGAUGGUCAAAACCUGGGCCGAGAAAGAGAUGCGAAAUCUCGCGAGGCUCACGGCGGCUGGAAUUAGAAGUCCCACACCGGUCCUUCUGAGGCUUCAUGUUCUCAUCAUGACGUUUAUCGGAAAGGAUGGUUGGGCAGCUCCAAGGUUGAAGGAUGCCGCACUUUCAGAGUCGAAACUUUGUGAAUGUUAUUUCGAGAUGGUUACUAUUAUACGAACUAUGUAUCAAGUUUGUAAGUUAGUACAUGGCGAUUUGAGUGAAUACAAUAUCCUGUAUUAUGAGGGCCAUUUGUAUAUCAUCGACGUAUCUCAGUCUGUGGAGUUGGACCACCCUCGGGCCCUCGACUUUCUUAGGGAGGACUGUCUGCAUGUCACGGACUUUUUCCGGAAGAGCGGUGUUGCUGUGAUGACAGUUCGAGAACUUUUUGACUUUGUUGUUGAUCCAACGAUUACCCCUGAUCUCGUUGAUGAGUACUUGGAGAAGAUCCAGGAAAAAGUAAAUGCCCGAGGAUCGACGCCAACAGCCGAGGAAGAAGUUGCGGAAGCAGUUUUUAUUCAGGCAUUUAUUCCAAAAACUUUGGAUCAAGUCCAAAACUAUGAAAGAGACUACGAGCGGCUAGCCAGCGGGCAGAAUACGGAAGGUAUAUACUAUCAGGCCAUUACUGGAUUGAAAGAGGAUAUGUCUGGUGUCAACAAAACACCGGCUUUACUCUCCGAGCCUCGUCAAAAAGGACAGACGGAGUCAUCCGUCAAGCUAGCUCACGGUGCAGAUGACGGCAAGCCGAAUGUCGUAGUUGAGACUGAAUCUGGUCUGGAAGAUGAUGUAUCUAGCGAGGACGGCAGUGAUGUUGAUGAUGAAGAUGAUAGCGGUUCGGAGAUAGAAGGCAGUACGGUGUCCACAAAGGAAGAGCUGAAGAAGGCCAGGAAGGAACACAAGAAGUCCGUUAAGCUGGAGAAAAGAGAGGCUCGCAAAACCAAAAUCCCGAAAGCCCUGAAGAAAAGGAAGAAGAAAAUAGCUUCAGAGAAGAGUAAAAAGUAGGGAAUCUGUUCAAGACUUGCUGGCAAUUCGGAUGUUUCAGCCUUGAAACCUGAACUGAGAGAACUGUCAGUUCUGGAAUCGCCCUCGACUGUCUACCCGGUGGUGAUAUUUCACGAUUGUAUCGGAAGGCCUUUUGGUAUCAUCAUGAUAUUGAGCUGGCAAAGACUAGAAUGGCUUUGAAGACAAUGUGGCAGCAGUUGUGAUGGUGGAUCUUCACCCAACAGUCAUGGAGAUCAGUCAUAUGUUUGCUUGGGCUGGUAUGACUCCCUCUGGUGGGGUCGACUUUGAGCUCCCAACGUGGACAGAGGUGCCCAGACAUAUUUCAACGUAAUUUCUGGAUACGGUCGCAAGCAUUUUGGCCUUCUUUGUUUAUGUGGAUCAACUCAGUUUCGAGAGGUAACAACUGGACCAAGAGCGUUUCACGCCGGAAUAUGAGUGUUUGAUCCCUGUGGGACCUCCAAUAGGUUUGAGAAAAGCCUACCAGCAAGCGUCAACAGAACAGAUGGGACAGUUCAGCAGAACCUCUUUGGAUACCUCAUCGUAGCUUUGACAAGUGGUGUCGGAGUGGCAGUUUCAGUAACCCUUACUCUCAUGUUGUAGUUCGGUUCUUCCUCCUUCCAGUGAACUGUGGGUCGAUUCCAGCUCUGGUGGAGAUAGAGGUUUCUAUGGACUGAAUCCUAAUGAACUAUCGAAGGAGUAAUACGGAUAUGAGAACUCUGGAACAGCUUCGAUCACAAGCUGCUGUUAAUUCGACGGCUUCUAAGUUUUCGAAAGCCGGGAGAGGGCGGGAGCUGUGGCGAGUUUCAAUGUUGACCACUAGGACCGCACAUUGCCGUGUGCAGUCUCCAUCGAUAAUUGGAUGUCUCCCUGCCAACUGGUGUCAAAAUUGAAAAUACCGGGAGGACGAGUAGCACAGAUGACUUGGGGCUUUUCUCAAAAGUCAGUGCAGGUACUGGAAGUCAGACAGUUGACUCUCCGAGAUGUGCAACCCUAACAAUCCUAUGCUGGAUGCCGAUUCAACGUGUAAUGAGUAUUCAGCUGAGUACCCAAAACACGUUUAUGUCCCGAGAGUGAACCUUUGGGCGUUUUAACUUGGCAGAGCUGUCUGCGAUGCUAAGUGCAAUAUAAGCAUAAUCGGGGCUUUACAAAUUUAUUUAACAAUCACCUUCUUGUUGACAGCGUGCAAUUCAUUUGCUGCAAGUUGAGGGUCGUUAUAUAGUAGUUCCUUUUAUCCAUUCGGGGGCUGGCGGGUGCCAUGGUGUGUACAAAGUCUUCAUUUUUUUGGUCGACAGAUUUUGCGGAAUAUGCCAGUCACUUGAAUAGCUAACUGAUACUAUUAGGACUAUUAACUGAACUGAGGACUCAUGUCCAAAAGUUUCGGACGACCACUUUGUAAUUGAUGAAGGCAAGGGAUGAUUAGGAAUUAUGGAAUCUGCUAGAACUGGGCAAGCAGAAUCUUAGAUGUACUCCGUCAGUGUCUUUACAACUUUUAUAUACAGAUUGGGCCAUAUUGGUAUUUUAGGACAUCACUCCCAGUUACAGACCUCGUUGUUGUUAGGGCUGCUGGAAACGUCUAGUUUCGAAUAUCAGUAGGCUAUGUUGAAUGGAUUACUUUUGAGUAAAGGACAUUAACUUAAG
Marchantia polymorpha subsp. ruderalis is the source of this 3853-nucleotide messenger RNA. Lineage: Eukaryota; Viridiplantae; Streptophyta; Marchantiopsida; Marchantiales; Marchantiaceae. The record is from the annotation of a GenBank genome assembly.